UUGCGUGGGUGGCUAGAUUCUAAAUGAGGGGCGCAUCUGAGAUCUGCAAGGAACGUGAAACCUACACCCGUCAUAAAGACCCUAUUAAACGGAUCUAAACGAUGUUUCAGUCUUGUAGAUUAAACUAUGAACUAUGACGUCUGUCUGAAUACGAUAGGUAUACCUUGAUAGUCAUCAAUGAGAAUAUACCCCUUAGAAGAUACCAGCUAGGACUAGGCACAUACAUAGGUAGUUGCCGUUUAGUCCAUAACCCCGGCGGCCUCCGUGUUAGCGGCCAAGCUCUCACAGCCAAUCCAGUUGUGAAAUUCGCCUGUUUUAUUGAAUCUCCAUUUUCUAUUAUCCCCAUCUUCCCCAUCUGUCUGUCUGUCACACAAUACAUACAGCCCGCAGCUACGUAAGCACCCUGUCACUUGGCAGCAUCAACCUACUUCUGACGCAAACGACCUACCGAACCUGUGGCAUUCUGUGCCGAUGAUUCGAUAACCUGUUUGUGUAAAUUGCCAGUUUUGAUAUUCAACUCAUACCACAUACCUAGAUACCUGUUACCAAACAAACUACAACAAAUAUUGCUUCACAACCAUGGCUACCGCCGACACCGUAGAACUAGGACCUCCCCACGCGCCUAAGGAGGAGUCCCUCAAAGCCUUCAGCGAAGUCGAGCACGAGCUGAAGAAGCAGCUUCUGCACAUGAAACACACCUACCUAAAGCACGAACCGGAGUACUUCGCAGCCGUGCAGCACCUCAGCGACGCGGACCUGACCUCCUUCACUUCCGCUGACUUGGAGGCGGUCCGCGUCGGCAUGUCCGCGUACGGCCUGCACCUGUUCGGCAAGGUGCGCAUCCCGGCCGUGCCGGACUCGGGACCGGCCUACAUCCACGUCCGCCUUUUUGUCGGCGGCGACGGUCACGAUGAGCCCGGCGUUGCGAAGCUGCACAGUAUCCAUACCGAGGACGUAGAGGAGCCGGAUGGCGGUCACAAGUACCGCGCCAUUUUCACCAAGGACGAUCCGCUCGAGUGGUUUGACACCUAAUUGCGUCGAUUCUCAAUUUAAAUGCGUGAGAGUUGGGACAAUUAGGUAUUUGUAAUUUAAUGAGCACGAAAUGAAUGAAAUGAAACACAUGAAGAGAAAG
Annulohypoxylon truncatum is the source of this 1132-nucleotide messenger RNA. RefSeq lists its product as uncharacterized. Lineage: Eukaryota; Fungi; Ascomycota; Sordariomycetes; Xylariales; Hypoxylaceae. Bases 580 to 1032 code for a protein of 150 amino acids. The record is from RefSeq and is a predicted model, not a curated record. The transcript has 5 exons.